AUGGAGCUUAACAAUAAAUGUCAACACUAUCCAAGUAUAUUUAAAUUUUAUUAAAAAGAUUUGACGAUACCUGCUGCUGAUUAUUUUUAUUUAUAAGAGAGGAUUAAUAUGAAAGUUGUUUAAGAUUACAACAAUACUGAUCAAUAACCUAUUUAUUUUAAUUAUGAGGGGAAAAAAGAUAUAUAUUAGGGCUGUUUAAAUUUAAUCAAGGAACAGAAUGGUUAAUAAACGAGAUAGAAGAAGAACCUUUUGAUUGGUAUUAUAUCAAAAGGAGAUAGUAUUUCAUUAAAAAUUAACAACACUUAUAAAGGUUGUAUAUAUAAUGAUGGCUUUAAACUAAAAUGUCAUAAGUUGAAACUAAUUUAAAUGGAUAUUAUAUCUAGUUAUUAAUAAUAUACGAAAUCUCAGGCAUGUCAUUUAUUGAUGUUUGUAGAUAUUCCUUAAUAUCGAUUCACUUUAAGUCUUGUAGGAAAUUAUGGGUAAGAUAUAAUCAUAACAAAUUUAGUGAUUCUUUUUAUUCUUGGGCUUAUGAACAAAUGGAAAUCAGCUCAGGCUAUUGCCCAUGAUUUUGUGAAUUAUGUGAAUUAUAGCAAUAGUAUAUUCAUUUAUCAUACCGUUUCAAUGUACAACUUGUAAAUCAUCCUAUUAUAAAUACAGAGAUAGUCAAUGCUCACUUUGCUUAGAUCCAUAUUAAAAAUUAAACGAUUCUUAUUGUUAAGAUUUUGAUGAUGAAACACCAUGUAUUCUUUUUAAUAUCUUUAGAUUCUAAAUAAUUAGUAUAAGAAUAUAAUGAUUUAUCAAACGACCCUAGAUAAUUUUCAAAAUAUUCUAUUGUGUCUUAGAAUGGAAUAAACAUUAUGAAAGGAUUAAAUAAAGUUUAAUUUAAAUAAAAUACUUAUAUCUUAUAUUCCAUAUUUGGCAAAUAUAGAACUUUUGGUGGUCAAAUUGUUUUUGGGCUUAAGCCAAAUUUUAUAGAGUUAAUUAAAUUUCUGAACUUCACCUUAGCAUAACUAUUGGAUUCUUUAUAGUUUUUGGACCGUCUUUUCCUUAAAACAGUCAAUUCAUUUAUAAUAUUGGAUCAAAUAAUCCUAUAUUAUAUAUAUAGAUUUUUCUUUAAUAACUAAAAUAUACGAAACAAUCUAACAUUCUGA
Molecule: messenger RNA, 1151 nt
Organism: Paramecium sonneborni
Lineage: Eukaryota; Ciliophora; Oligohymenophorea; Peniculida; Parameciidae
Source: the annotation of a GenBank genome assembly